AUGGGUGCGGCGUUGGCCCUGGGCGUGUGGCAGCUGAAGGCGGCGGUGGACGGACCCCCCGAGUUCAACCCGCCCAAGGGAUCCCUGCAGGGCCGUACCGUGCUCAUCACAGGCGCAUCUUCCGGCCUGGGCUUCGAAUCUGCGGUGCGCCUCGCAGAGGCGGGGGCCCGGGUGGUUGCCACGGCGCGCGCAGAGAAGGUGUCGGGGGUGGAGCAGGCGCUGCAGGAGGAGGUGCCGCAGGCGGACGUGGCGGUGCUGCCGUUGGACCUCGCGGACCUGAACAGCAUCGAGACCUUCGCUUCCCAGCUGGACGUGAGGGGCAUCGACGUGGUGGUCUGCAACGCGGGGGUCAUGGCUGUUCCGGAGCGCUCGGAGACGAAGGACGGCUUCGAGCUACAGCUUGGGGUGAACCACCUGGGCCACUUCGCGCUGUGUGGGCGCCUGCUGCCGCUCCUGGGCGCAUCCGCUGAGAGCCCCUGCCGCGUGGUUUGCGUCUCCAGCCUGGCCCACCGCCUGGGCGACAUGCAGCGCCUGCUGCAGGAGCUCGAGUUGUCUGAUGUCGCGAGCUACAACGCAUGGGCAGCAUACAGCGACUCAAAGCUGGCCAACGUGGUCUUUGCCAAGGAGCUGAACCGGCGAUUCCAAGCCGCUGGCGCCGUGGCGUCGGCGGUGUCUCUGCACCCAGGGCUUUGUGCGACAGAGUUGGCGCGCUACGUGGUCUCCGGGAAAGAUGAGCCGCUGGAGGUAACGUAUGCCCAGUAUGCAGCGCCCAUCCAGGCCGCACUGCAGGCCUCAAAGCGGAUGCUGCGCCCGGUGCGCCGCGGCGCCAACAGCCAGGUCUAUCUCGCAGCGGGGGCUGACGGUGGUUUGGAUCAGUCGGGAGGUCUAUACUUUCAGGACAUGGAGCCUGCGGAUGCACAUUCUGAGGCCGACGACCCGGAGCUGGGUGCGCGGUUUUGGGAGGUGCAGUUCUUUGUGGGUGACCUGGUGGAAUGCUUGCGCGGCGGUCGCUGGCACUGCGCGCGGGUCUCGCGGGCGCCCACGGACGAGAGGCCCCACGACGGGUCCUUCCGAGUGAAGUUUGACGAAGACGGCAAGGAGAUGAAGUGUUGGUACAAGGACCUCCGCAAGGUGUCGCGCCCCGUGCCGGCGCCGCCAUGGCUCAACUCCUGGCAGCCCGAAGAGGCACCGCCGGACGAGGAAGGCUCCUGGAGACAUCUGGAGGGCCCCAGGCACGACGCGGCGGCUUCUUGGCGCCAGGGACCUCCGCGAGAGGCUCUGGAGAUCUCCGCGGCGGAGCGGCGGAAGGAAGCGCUGCUCUGGGAGCAGCACCACGUGAGGUCGGCGAAGAAGAAGGCAGAGCAGGAGGCCAUCACCAAGGAGUACGCGCGGCUGUGCGAAGAGCGGGACCGCCAGGAGGGUGAACUCCACUUCGGCCGGGAGGAGCUUGAGGUGUCCGACGAUUCGGAGGAAGAGACAUCCACAUAG
Messenger RNA from Effrenium voratum, 1488 nucleotides. The record is from the annotation of a GenBank genome assembly. NCBI's taxonomy places the organism in Eukaryota, Dinophyceae, Suessiales, Symbiodiniaceae.